CUGUCUCCUGAUAUUAGGAUUGGAAUGUGUUUUGCCUGUAGGAUAUCUUUUUCUGGUACUGAAAGCUGGAGUUUCUUUGAAAAGAAAGUAAUAGUUAAUUGGAAGACAAAUGCUUCCACAUAUGCCAGGACACCAGCUGCUUUUCUGCUCACUGUUGUGAUCCCUUUCCUCUUUCUGCAGAACUUUGAAGACGUCAUUUAGGAGCUAUUGGCAGAAAACCAAUGUUGGCGACAGAAUGGGAGGCCUGGUACAGUGGGUUGGUUUCAGCAGCCUGAGCCAAGUACUUCUGGUUUUUUUCCUCAUUCUGUUUCUCACAUUGAUUCCUGCAUUGCUCCAGCAAAUCAGUUCCCCUUUCACCUUAAGUAACAUCUACCACAAAAUAGGGGAGCUCUUAUAGUACACUACAUGUAACUAUGGAUUUGCCUGCUCUGUCAGGCCUUAAUUACCUAAAUGGGGACUAUUUAUGGGAAAGUUUUCACUCAAGGCUGGUUUCCCCCUCCAGUCCAACUUCUAGGCCAUUAAAGUAUGUAGUUUUAAAAAAAAAUAGAUUACAAAGUGUGUAUUCUGAAAUUAAGUAGUUGUGAUUUGAGGAUUAUGUGCUUUGUUUACUACAAAAAUCAGGAGUUAAUUGAAUUUUGAUAGAUAGUAAAGAAGUAGUGAGAAAGAAUCCCCUAGGUCACCUGGGCCCCCUAAUUCCUUAGGUGUUAACCACAGGCAUGUCCAAAUCUGGCUAUUACCGUUUAUUAAUGAUUUGAGCAUGAUUUCUGCCCAGUUUCUCUUAUGUGUGCUCUCUCACUCUCUCUCUCUCCCUCUCACACACACACACGCACACACACACCACACAGUUUUGACCUUAAGUCCUAUUACUAUACUAUUAGAGCACUACAAUAUCAUUUUCAUUUCUCAUUCUCAAAACACAUGGCAAAGAGAUCCUUUGUAGCCCAUUGUGUUCCCGGGUAUACAUCCAAGAUGAUUCUGUGAUCUUUCCAGUCUCCAUGUCUGUGGUUGGUGACAUGCUCCAGGCUCUCUGCAAUGAUGUAAACCCUUGUGUGCAGUCCAAUGGAAUGCCCGGAGUCUUGAAAUGGGACACUCCCACAGACUGUCCAAGAAGUCUGCUGACUGGCUCUGAAAGGUGCCUGUCGGUGGGCACAUGCUGUGACUGGCUGACACAGUACCUUGGCCAUCAAGCAGAAUUUUAAGCCUGUCAGCAAUAUCAUUUAGAUAUAAGCUUGAUUUUAGUAGCCAAGAGUUAAGUAAUGAGAAAUAUGUCUUGAUAAUUUUUAUUGUUGAUGUUGGUGGUUCUGUUUUCCCUGUAGAGUUUUGUUUUUCUCAAAAUCUUUACUUUUCCUUACUUUUUACAGAACCAGUCUUUGAUUUUCAAGGGAUUUUGAGAGGCUUUUUCACCUAUCCCCACUAGAACUCCAGUCAGACCAGGCUAGCAAAUAAUGUUAUUUUUCCUUUCAUGAAAAUUUAGAGAUUUAGGAUGACAUCUAAAUUAGAAUUGUAAGUAUGCAGAAGACUUUGCUCAGAACCAUCAGUAAAAAAAGAGGAAAUAAGAGAAGGUCAACAGCUAAUACUCAGGAACUCCAUGAGACAAGCCAACCCAGAACCAAGUUCUAGAAUAAGAAAGCUCUUAGGUGGCAAGGGUUUUCAAACGGCAAGUAAAUGUACAAUUAGCAGUGGGGAGGGAGCUUAGUAUAUAGUCCAGCAUACUUUGUACUAGAUGUGAGGGUAAAAGGAAAGAAAUCAAGAAUGGUGCCUCGAUGUGGGGGUUUAAUAACUGAGGGAAAAGUGGAAUGACUGCAAAGGAACUGGCUUGAUGUAUAAAAUCAAGAGUUCUGUUUUGGACAUAGUAAGUGUCUAUUCACUGAGUGGAGAUGCCAAAUAAGGAAGUUGGGUACGUGCUGGACCUCAUGAGUGUUUUCUGGACAAUACCAGAAACUCAAAGAUAUACUUUGUUGCCAAUCAACACGAGCGCUGAGAUUGGCAGAAAGAACACAGAAUUAGAAGUCAGAAGAUUUGGGUUUUCAUUCCUAUUAGAUAUCGUAUAACCUUAAAUAAGUCAUUCAUUUCUGUCCAGAAAUGUUUCACAUCUGUAAAGUUAAGAUAAUACCAUGCCAUCACUGGUUGGGAAGAUAAAAUGAGAACCUAUACGGAAGUCUUUGGGAUAGCUAAAAGUAUCUUAUAAAUCUUAGGAACUGGGUUAGUAUAAUUCAAUAGGAGAAUUUUCAAAGAUUUGGAGAAUUGGGUAGAGGCUUUGACUGAACCUGAGAAUAAGAGGAUGGAAAAAAAAUGAGACUGACUUGUGAAGUAAAGUAUGACCUUGUCCUGUGGUUGGAAUGUGAGGCUUUUCCUGUAGCCCUAAUUGUGAGUUAAGUUGUCUUUGUCUGUGGACAUACAGAAAGAUGUUUUUAAAGAAAGAUGAGAACAGUCUUCUGCAAAUUGAAGAUCCCUGCCUCUUCUACCCUCCCCAAAAGAGAAAAUAAUAGUAGGAAGAACCUUAGAGAUAAUUCAAUCCAAUCCACAUGUUUUAUAGAGGAAAUUGAAGCCCAGGGAAGCUGUGUGACUUAUACAGCCUUUAUGUUAUGUAGUAGAUAAAUGUAAUGAUUCUUUUCCUGCCUUUUUUGCAACUAACUGAAUACAAUAGUAAGUUUAUGAGGUGACUUUUUAAACAUUCUGAAUCUUACAGGAAAGUUUCAAGUACAGUACAAAAAACUUCUUCUUUUUUUUUUUUUUUACAAUAAAAGCCUUAUCACAUAGCCUUAUCACCCCCAAAUGCUUAUAGUGUGUAUUUUUUAUACACAAGUACAUUCUCCUACAUAACCAUAGUAUAACUGUCAAAACCAGGAAAUUAACAUUGAUACAUUACAAUGUUGUGAAGUAAAGUAUGACCUUGUCCUGUGGUUGGAAUGUGAGGCUUUUCCUAUAGCCCUGAUUGUGAGUUAAGUUAAGGGUCUAAUUCUCAGGCCCUAUUCAAGUUUUGCCAGUGAUCCCAGUGGUAUCCUCUGUAACAAAAGGAUGCAGUUUUAGGAUUACCCCAUUACAUGUAGCUAUCAUAUCUCUCUACUUUUCUUUAGCCUGGAGGAGUUCCUCAGUCUUUCCUUGACUUUCAUGUCUUGACAUUUUGAAGACUACAGGCCAUUUGUUAAUGUAGAAUUCCCUCAAUGUGGGCUUGUCUGAUGCUUCCUUAUGAUUAGAUGCAGGUUCUGCAUUUUGAUAGGAAUAUCAGAUAAGUGAGACUAUCUUCUUCACGUUGUAUCUACCAGUUGGCAUGUAGCUUCCAUUUGUCCCACUACUGGUGAUGUUCAUUUAAUCACUUGAUUAAGGGGGUGUCUGCCAGGCUUUUCAUCUGUGAAGUUACGCUUUUUCCAUUUACAGUAAGUCCCCACUUAACAUCCUCUAUAGGUUCUAGAUUUUUGGAAACUGUGACUUUAAGCCAAAUUAUAUACUGUAUAACAAAACCAGUUUUACCAUAGGCCAGUUGAUAUAAACAAGAGUUAAGUUCCUAUGGCAUAUAGUACAUCAUGUGGCUUAAAGUUGCUGUUUUCAAGAACCUAUUGAGGACAUUAAGUGAGGACUUACUGUAUACUUAAUAGGUAUUUGUGAGGAAGACCGUUUGAAAUGAUUUAAAUUUCCUGUUCAUUCAGAUUUUGAUUUCUUCCUUUAUUUAUAUCAGUAUGGAUUAAUGGUUUUCUAUUUUAUCUGAGUUAUAAUCCAUUUGAUGUUUAGACUUCCUCUGAUGUGAUGUGGCCAGUGGAAAUUCCUUCAAGCUGGCUUCUGAUCCCUUUCACAUGUCUUCAUCACUUCCUGGCUUUCUGGUACCACAAGGUAUUCCAGGAUACUUUCGUGUUUUUCCAGCCCCGGGGCGGAAUCAGCCAUUUCUCAAGAAGCCCUGAGUCUUUUAGUGGAAAAAUGGCAUUUAGAAGUAGAGAUCUAGGCUGAGUAUCAGCUGAGGCAGGAGGAUCGCUUAAAGUUUGAGACCAGCCUUAGCAACACAAUGAGACCCCAUCUCUAAAACAAAAUAGAAAAGAAAAAAAAAAGGAAGAGGUAGAGAUCUGAGAUCUAGGUAUGCAUAUUGCUAUGGGAGCAGCAUGCAGCCCCUCUUAGGACAUGAUGAGCUAUUUAUAUUGAGCUAGCCGUGGAUAUUGCAAACCAUGAGUUGAUCCUGUCACUUCCAAUUCUAAUCCAACACUUCAAGAUUCUUUCUAGUUUUCUCCCUUUCUGUAUUUGUAACUCCUGCAACAAUAAGAAACCUCGUUGCCACUAUCUUUGGUAUACUUAUUUGAUCAAAAAGCCACUGUUACCUUUUACAGCAUGGGUACCCUCCUCACCCUGUAUAGGCUCUGGGUGCCCCCCACCCCUUCAGCACCUGAGCCGUGUCCUCCAUGUGGACACCUGCUCACACUCCUCAGCUUGGAACCCACACCAGUCCAACUCACACAUGGUUUGCCCCACCCUGCUUAGACCCUGAUGCCUCACAGUAGGCCUUCGCCUGCAUGGACAUCCUUCUCACCCCACACCAGACUCUCCCCUGACAUAGAAGCUCUGUUUACCCUGCACAGACUCUUAACACCCCUCACCAGGCCACCCCUCGUCACCCUGCUCAUGCUGCCAUCUGUCUAUGUGAACACUCCUGGAAGUUCUCACCUGGCCCAUUGACUUUAUCCCAAACUAGGCGACACCCUCCUCACCCUGAUGAGCUCUCACACCCUCACUGUCCACCUCCCUGUUUGGACACUUUCCUCACCCCACUCGGGAUCUGACACCCCACAUCAGGCCUUUCCCUACAUGAGUCCCUCGUCAGCUCACCUGGCUCUGGCACCCCUUGUGAGUCUUCCCCUGCAGGGAGUCCCUCCUCAGCCCACUCCGGGAUCUUCUCCUGGAGAUGCUAUCUUUACCUUACUUAAGCUCUGACUCUCUCUGCUAAGUCCCCCACCCCCUUAAGUGUGGACGUCCUCCCAUCACACUUGGGCCUCAACACCUAUGUGGAGUAGCCACGCCUCAUACCACUUCCGACUGCCCAUCCUAGACUGUUGCCCAAAGCGGAUGCCUCUCCUUGGCCCACAGGCUCAGACAGCCCAUGCCAGGCUGCUGCCCUGCAUGGACCUCCUCGCUCCCCUCCAUGUCUGACUCUACUUGCUGGGCCGUGCCCUUCCUGGGGCUCCAGCACUGGGCAGCAGCCUCCCACUACCGGCAUGCCCACCUACAGCCUUCAGGACUGAGUGGUUCAGGAGGAAGGGGACGGAAAGAAGAGCUAGGGUUUAAUCUGACAUAUAAGUUUAAGUUCUCAGAUUCUAAGCAAAAGCAAAAAAGCAGAAAGUUAUUUUCCUCCUUCACCAAACAUAAAUGAAUGUUAUCAUUUCUUAAUUAUAGGUUACCUAGAUUUUCAGCUAAAAAGAAUUCUUUUCAGAUUUUUUCUUUCAUCUGUGCUUCUAUAGCCCCAUAUGGAUACUUCUUUUUAAAUACUUAUCACAUGAUUUUUAGUUAUUGUUCUGUCCCCUCCUGGUUGGGUAACCAACCACCUUAAUUUGCAGAGGCCUGAGGAAGCCCUUGCAGUUUUAGAACUGGGACAGUCCUUGUCAACAGGUACGAGUUGAUCACCCUAACUGGAGAUGCAGGAUGCAGGACUUUCAGUGUGAAAAGUGGCAAACCAGGAUGAGUUACUUACAUUCUGGUGACUAAGUUCAUAAGGAACCAUUAUUUUUUUUCAUGUCUCCAUUGCAGUACACAUAGAACUUUUAAUCAAAUUGAAUUUGAUUAACUUUGGGCAAGGAUCUACUACAGAACAGGAGCUGGCAAGCCCUUUUCUGAGCACAAAGAGAGGAGCAUGCCAGACGCUCGUCACUUUCAAAUAAGGCUAAAUUUUAUCUGCAAAUGCAAUUAGGGCUGAAGGAGGUGUGUGACUUCUCCCCAGACCCCAUAGUGACGCCAAAGUGAAAUAUACCCCAAUCUUAGGACUAUAUAGGCCUUACUUGUUGACCUGGCAUUACAAGUUAUCAGGCAUAUGACCACAGGCUAGUCCAAACUAGACUAGGCAUGGCUCAUGCCUGUCAUCCUAGCUCUUUGGGAGGCCGAGGUGAGAGGAUUACUUGAGCCUAGAAUUUCAAAGCUGCAGUGAGCUAUGAUCAUGCCACUACAUUCCAGCCUGGGUGACAGAGCAAGACCCUAUCUCAGAACACAAAACACAACAAAACCCAAACUAGAAAGAUAUGAUGACUGUGAAUUCAGAGUAUUUUAUAGAGAAUAGAGAACCAUUGUUUUAUAGAAUAUUCUGAGGAGAUCAGGACUCCUUUAUACUCUUAAAUAAAAGUGCUAUGUCUAUUGAUAUUUAUCAUGUUUGAAAUUAAAACUGAGAAAAUUUCUAAACAUUCAUUUUGUAAUUAAAGAAUUACAAUAAUAUAGCUAGGUGAGUCCCAGCUACUUGGAAGGCUGAGGCAAGAGCAUGGCUUGAGGCCAGGAAUUUGAUGCCGAAGUGCUCCAGGAACACGGCUGUGAAUAGCCAUUGCUUUCUAGCCUGGCUAGAACAUAGCGAGACCCUAUCUCUACAAAAAUAAAAAAAUUAACCAGACAUGCAGCUCAUCCCUAUAAUCCCAGCUACUCAGGAUGCUGAGAUGGAAGGAUCACUUGAGCUCAAGAAUUCAAGACUAUCCUGGACAACGUAGCAAGACCCUAUCUGUAAAAUAAAUAAGUUUUCACUGGAAUUUUCACAGCGGAAAUGUUCCUGAAGCUCAUAGCCAUGGAUCCCUACUAUUAUUUCCAAGAAGGUUGGAACAUUUUUGACGGAUUUAUUGUCUCCCUCAGUUUAAUGGAACUGAGUCUAGCAGACGUGGAGGGGCUUUCAGUGCUGCGAUCUUUCCGAUUGCUCCGAGUCUUCAAAUUGGCCAAAUCCUGGCCCACCCUGAACAUGCUAAUCAAGAUUAUUGGAAAUUCAGUGGGUGCCCUGGGCAACCUGACACUGGUGCUGGCCAUUAUUGUCUUCAUCUUUGCCGUGGUGGGGAUGCAACUCUUUGGAAAAAGCUACAAAGAGUGUGUCUGCAAGAUCAACCAGGACUGUGAACUCCCUCGCUGGCAUAUGCAUGACUUUUUCCAUUCCUUCCUCAUUGUCUUUCGAGUGUUGUGCGGGGAGUGGAUUGAGACCAUGUGGGACUGCAUGGAAGUGGCAGGCCAGGCCAUGUGCCUCAUUGUCUUUAUGAUGGUCAUGGUGAUUGGCAACUUGGUGGUGCUGAACCUGUUUCUGGCCUUGCUCCUGAGCUCCUUCAGUGCAGACAACCUGGCUGCCACAGAUGACGAUGGGGAAAUGAACAACCUCCAGAUCUCAGUGAUCCGUAUCAAGAAGGGUGUGGCCUGGACCAAACUAAAGGUGCACGCCUUCAUGCAGGCCCACUUUAAGCAGCGUGAGGCCGAUGAGGUGAAGCCUCUGGAUGAGUUGUAUGAAAAGAAGGCCAACUGUAUUGCCAAUCACACCGGUGCAGACAUCCACCGGAAUGGCGACUUCCAGAAGAAUGGCAAUGGCACAACCAGCGGCAUUGGCAGCAGCGUGGAGAAGUACAUCAUUGAUGAGGACCACAUGUCCUUCAUCAACAACCCCAACUUGACUGUGCGGGUACCCAUUGCUGUGGGCGAGUCUGACUUUGAGAACCUCAACACAGAGGAUGUUAGCAGCGAGUCGGAUCCUGAAGGCAGCAAAGAUAAACUAGAUGACACCAGCUCCUCUGAAGGAAGCACCAUUGAUAUCAAACCAGAAGUAGAAGAGGUCCCUGUGGAACAGCCUGAGGAAUACUUGGAUCCAGAUGCCUGCUUCACAGAAGGUUGUGUCCAGCGGUUCAAGUGCUGCCAGGUCAACAUCGAGGAAGGGCUAGGCAAGUCUUGGUGGAUCCUGCGGAAAACCUGCUUCCUCAUCGUGGAGCACAACUGGUUUGAGACCUUCAUCAUCUUCAUGAUUCUGCUGAGCAGUGGCGCCCUGGCCUUCGAGGACAUCUACAUUGAGCAGAGAAAGACCAUCCGCACCAUCCUGGAAUAUGCUGACAAAGUCUUCACCUAUAUCUUCAUCCUGGAGAUGUUGCUCAAGUGGACAGCCUAUGGCUUCGUCAAGUUCUUCACCAAUGCCUGGUGUUGGCUGGACUUCCUCAUUGUGGCUGUCUCUUUAGUCAGCCUUAUAGCUAAUGCCCUGGGCUACUCGGAACUAGGUGCCAUAAAGUCCCUUAGGACCCUAAGAGCUUUGAGACCCUUAAGAGCCUUAUCACGAUUUGAAGGGAUGAGGGUGGUGGUGAAUGCCUUGGUGGGCGCCAUCCCCUCCAUCAUGAAUGUGCUGCUGGUGUGUCUCAUCUUCUGGCUGAUUUUCAGCAUCAUGGGAGUUAACUUGUUUGCGGGAAAGUACCACUACUGCUUUAAUGAGACUUCUGAAAUCCGAUUUGAAAUUGAAGAUGUCAACAAUAAAACUGAAUGUGAAAAGCUUAUGGAGGGGAACAAUACAGAGAUCAGAUGGAAGAACGUGAAGAUCAACUUUGACAAUGUUGGGGCAGGAUACCUGGCCCUUCUUCAAGUAGCAACCUUCAAAGGCUGGAUGGACAUCAUGUAUGCAGCUGUAGAUUCCCGGAAGCCUGAUGAGCAGCCUAAGUAUGAGGACAAUAUCUACAUGUACAUCUACUUUGUCAUCUUCAUCAUCUUCGGCUCCUUCUUCACCCUGAACCUGUUCAUUGGUGUCAUCAUUGAUAACUUCAAUCAACAAAAGAAAAAGUUCGGAGGUCAGGACAUCUUCAUGACCGAAGAACAGAAGAAGUACUACAAUGCCAUGAAAAAGCUGGGCUCAAAGAAGCCACAGAAACCUAUUCCCCGCCCCUUGAACAAAAUCCAAGGAAUCGUCUUUGAUUUUGUCACUCAGCAAGCCUUUGACAUUGUUAUCAUGAUGCUCAUCUGCCUUAACAUGGUGACAAUGAUGGUGGAGACAGACACUCAAAGCAAGCAGAUGGAGAACAUCCUCUACUGGAUUAACCUGGUGUUUGUUAUCUUCUUCACCUGUGAGUGCGUGCUCAAAAUGUUUGCGUUGAGGCACUACUACUUCACCAUUGGCUGGAACAUCUUCGACUUCGUGGUAGUCAUCCUCUCCAUUGUGGGAAUGUUCCUGGCAGAUAUAAUUGAGAAAUACUUUGUUUCCCCAACCCUAUUCCGAGUCAUCCGAUUGGCCCGUAUUGGGCGCAUCUUGCGUCUGAUCAAAGGCGCCAAAGGGAUUCGUACCCUGCUCUUUGCCUUAAUGAUGUCCUUGCCUGCCCUGUUCAACAUCGGCCUUCUGCUCUUCCUGGUCAUGUUCAUCUUCUCCAUUUUUGGGAUGUCCAAUUUUGCAUAUGUGAAGCACGAGGCUGGUAUCGAUGACAUGUUCAACUUUGAGACAUUUGGCAACAGCAUGAUCUGCCUGUUUCAAAUCACAACCUCAGCUGGUUGGGAUGGCCUGCUGCUGCCCAUCCUAAACCGCCCCCCUGACUGCAGCCUAGAUAAGGAACACCCAGGGAGUGGCUUUAAGGGAGAUUGUGGGAACCCCUCAGUGGGCAUCUUCUUCUUUGUAAGCUACAUCAUCAUCUCUUUCCUAAUUGUCGUGAACAUGUACAUUGCCAUCAUCCUGGAGAACUUCAGUGUAGCCACAGAGGAAAGUGCAGACCCUCUGAGUGAGGAUGACUUUGAGACCUUCUAUGAGAUCUGGGAGAAGUUCGACCCCGAUGCCACCCAGUUCAUUGAGUACUGUAAGCUGGCAGACUUUGCAGAUGCCUUGGAGCAUCCUCUCCGAGUGCCCAAGCCCAAUACCAUUGAGCUCAUCGCUAUGGAUCUGCCAAUGGUGAGCGGGGAUCGCAUCCACUGCUUGGACAUCCUUUUUGCCUUCACCAAGCGGGUCCUGGGAGAUAGCGGGGAGUUGGACAUCCUGCGGCAGCAGAUGGAAGAGCGGUUCGUGGCAUCCAAUCCUUCCAAAGUGUCUUACGAGCCAAUCACAACCACACUGCGUCGCAAGCAGGAGGAGGUAUCUGCAGUGGUCCUGCAGCGUGCCUACCGGGGACAUUUGGCAAGGCGGGGCUUCAUCUGCAAAAAGACAACUUCUAAUAAGCUGGAGAAUGGAGGCACACACCGGGAGAAAAAAGAGAGCACCCCAUCUACAGCCUCCCUCCCGUCCUAUGACAGCGUAACUAAACCUGAAAAGGAGAAACAGCAGCGGGCAGAGGAAGGAAGAAGGGAAAGAGCCAAAAGACAAAAAGAGGUCAGAGAAUCCAAGUGUUAGAGGAGAACAAAAAUUCAAUAUUAUACAGAUCUAAAACUCGCAAGUGAAAGAUUGUUUACAAACUUCCUGAAUAUUAUCAAUGCAGAACAGCUGUGGAGACUCUAACCUGAAGAUCUAUACCAAACGUCGUCCGCUUACCACGUAACACAGCUGCAUCUUGAGCAGUGACCUGCCAAGGGCAAAGGACCCCGCUCCCUAGACUUACAGAUUUUCUAAUGCUUGGGCAGGUGGUUACUGCAUGUUCCACAUCAGUCAAUGCAACUUAGGACAAAACUAACCAGAUACAGAAACAGAAGAGAGGCUGCCGGGACCAGCAUAUUUCCGUUGCAGCCAAAUGGAUUUUAUUUUUUCAUUUUAUUGAUUCUCAGAAGCAGAAAGCAUCACUUUAAAAGUUCGUUUGUUCAUGCAAACUAUAUUUGCAUUCUUACAUUAGUUAAGCUAAGCAGCAAAAAGAAAACACACACACACACUCACAUUUAGCCCAUGUCAUUUAAUUGUCAGUUUCUUUGACAUAAAGCGCAUCUUCUCCACAUGGGCUUCACGUGGUUUGGAGAUGGGUGGGGGAAAACAAUCAGGUUUCUUCAGGCUGAGGAGGACUUGCUCAGGCCGAUUCCAAACAUUGUGCUCGUUCAAUGCGUAGAAAUGAUUUGCAUGAUGGCAUGCCGUGAUCAGAAGUCAUGCAUGAGAUCCAUACACCACAGGACACUACUAAUCUAGUCCCUUGCAUUGGGUCAGCCUUUGGACAGGACCCAGCCCUGCACCGUUCACUGUAUUUGGAGAAAAUGGUAAGAGUUCCAUACCGGCUACAAUUCUUUGAGUUCUUAAAAGUCCUUCAUACACCUUCCGGGUAGGGAAACAACCAACUAAUUGACUACCACCACCACCAACAAAAAACAAACCCAAUCCAACAAGCAGGUGGAUCCGUUGCGUGUAUAUGUUUAACAGACAUGUCUAACAUACAGCCAUUGUUGCACAUUUUGCAAGAUGAACUGUUUCAUGCUGCUCUGUGUCCAGUACAUGGGGGAGACUUUGAUCCCAAAUGGCUUGUACUAUUUAUGUCACUGUAAAACCAAAUCCUAGGGCUAAAAAAUUCAUUUGUAUCUUGCAAUAUUUAUGAUGAUCGUUUAGCCUUCAUACUGGAGAAUUGACACUUAUUUGGGGUAGAGAUAAAAGUGCUUUUCAAAGUAGCACCAGUUAUCUCUAGGGGUAAUUUGGGGAACUUAAAAUGACCUUUCAUUGGGA
Gorilla gorilla gorilla (western lowland gorilla) is the source of this 11503-nucleotide messenger RNA. RefSeq names its product sodium voltage-gated channel alpha subunit 8 (gene SCN8A). Gene Ontology annotation, biological process: membrane depolarization during action potential; sodium ion transmembrane transport; neuronal action potential. Gene Ontology annotation, cellular component: voltage-gated sodium channel complex; plasma membrane. Bases 6716 to 10261 code for a protein of 1181 amino acids. The record is from RefSeq and is a predicted model, not a curated record. Gene Ontology annotation, molecular function: protein binding; voltage-gated sodium channel activity. NCBI's taxonomy places the organism in Eukaryota, Metazoa, Chordata, Mammalia, Primates, Hominidae. The transcript is spliced from 14 exons.